AUGGAGGAGAAAGUCAGGUAAAUGACCUAGGAAAUAGAUGACGAAAGGUGCAAAAGCAGACUUGGAGAAUAACUGUUGAAUAUAAGAGAGAGAGCAACCAUUAAACAAUUUUGACCAGGCGUAGAAUGGAAGAAUUGCAAUAAAGGGAAAUUGCAAACCUGGAUUGUAAUUAGGAAGGUUUAAAAAUUGCCUUGGUCGAAUUUCCACCCUCUGACCCCCGCAGGAUCUCAAAUAUUAUUAGUUGCAACUUGCACACGCGGCAUAUGCAUCCAUCCGUGAUCCUUUUGCAAAACUGAAAAUGUAUAAAAGUCGCCACAUUCGUAAUACGCGGAGGGCAAGGGGUCUUUCGCAAUGUUGUAGUCUUUAGGGGGUGUGGACGACGUUACGAAGUCCCCUGAAGAAAGACCGCCAUUAGCCGUGUUGCAAUUCCGUGUGCGUUGCGCCAUGUUCCUACCUCAUUAUCGGGUAUCUAGACCUAUGGGCGGCCGAGGCUCCAAUUACUAUGGCAACCCUACAUCUCUUCCCACUACCUGCUUAAGCCCAACCUCGUCUUAUCAAGCGAAGCCCCCCUUUUUAACUCUUGAGUCGCGUACCUGGAAGGCCUCAGUGGAAAGAGUAAUAAGGCAAUUACCGUUUCAUUAAAACACUUCCCUCGGCCCUUGUUCUUGGGAAAGGCUCGAGAUCGCAAGAACGCCAUGAAUUAACCAAGGAGAGGUUAUUAAAAAUCCACGUAGGUGCUGGAGAUAAAGAACAAGAAAGGAGGGGGAGAGGGUCGAGAAGGACCCCAGGACGGACGCAGGACAGCGCGGUCGGCCUCCAGAACGUGGCUGGGACCGCCCGAGUGCGCACCCGCGGCUAGACGUGCCUUUGGAAAAGCGGCGGCUCCGGGCUUCGGGCUUUCUGCUUGCAUGGCCACUUUUUCUCUGAUGUCUUUGCGUCAUUGUUCUUCCUAUGAACAAAUUAAAAGACAAGAAAGUCCUUUAUAAAAGAGUAUACAGUUUACGCUUAUACACGUACUCUUCCUCUGUCAUUUUUCCCAAUUGGAACACAAGCAUACGAAGGAAGUAAAUUCAGAUUUAAAGUCAAUUAAGAAUAGAUACAAAAAACGAGACAACGCCCCCCAAAAAAACAACAGCAACGGCAAUCAAACUCCCGAACUUCGACCAAGCAGAGGCGGCGCAAGCACCUCCCGACGGCGAUCCUCUGGCCGAGACCGAGGGAUCGAGGCGUCCACGAUGUCAGCGCGGCGAGAGCUGCACAAGUCCUUCAGCACGGACAAGGUGCAGAAGGCGCUGUCCAUGUUCUGGGUGGCCAAGCCCUCGGGCGUGACCACGAGCACCACCUAUGACGUCAGCAGGCGGAUGGGCGGCGCGGGCGGCCCUCCCUGCUGCCAGCAGGGCGCCCACCACGAUUCCCUGGAGGAGGGCGUGAGGAGGCCCUUCGCGGACCAGAGGGAAAUCGACGACACGCCCUCCAUCUUCGAGUUCGACUUCGCGGACAUGAUGGGAGGCAGGACUGGCUUUACCUGCGUUCGGCACACGCUGUGUGUCCUCAACACCUUUAUGUGGAUCGUGGGCUGCUCCAUGCUGGGCGCCGGCAUUUGGCUCCGCCUUGCCUACGGCGGCUACGCCUCCCUCCUGCACCAGUACUCCGCCAUCUCCGCCGACUCCUACUUCAGCCUGGUGGUGGUGGUGUUCUCCCUCCAGCUGGUGGCAGGGACCCUCGCCUUCGCCUUCAGGGCCGAGGUCUCCACCACGCUCAUCGCCGAACUGCAGGCGGGGAUACGGCGCUCCUUCAACGAAACGUCAGACAAUGCUGUGGCCAUCACGUGGAACCAUUUGCAGACGCAGUUCGAGUGCUGCGGCGUGGAGGGCCCCCGAGACUGGUUCAACAUCGCCGCCUGGCCCCAUGAGGAGUGGGUGCCUCGCUCCUGCUGUAUCUCCAAAUACGCGGAUGACCUGGACUGUGGGAAAUCAGAAGAGGAGGAGCACUGGUUCAAAGCCGGCUGUUACAUGCAAGUGAAAAUGUGGUUCAUCGAAAGACUACAUCUCGUUGGCGUGAUCGGCCUCAUAUUUGCAUUUGUGCAGCUGUUCGGCAUGAUCGCCUCCAUGCUCCUGUUCUGCACUCUGGGCCACAAGCGGCGAUCGCACACCUACAAGUCUUACCAUUCGGACACCUGACUACUGCCUGAAUACAGGGUGUAAGACGCAAGGGAUAACGAGGGAGGGAGGAGGGCCUACUUACACUUAGAAUGGGAUCGGAAGUGAAUGUC
This is a messenger RNA of Penaeus monodon (black tiger shrimp), 2272 nucleotides long. Its product is annotated as tetraspanin-9-like. The record is from RefSeq and is a predicted model, not a curated record. The transcript is spliced from 8 exons. NCBI's taxonomy places the organism in Eukaryota, Metazoa, Arthropoda, Malacostraca, Decapoda, Penaeidae. Gene Ontology annotation, cellular component: membrane. Bases 1236 to 2180 code for a protein of 314 amino acids.